Messenger RNA from Metarhizium album ARSEF 1941, 3174 nucleotides. Its product is annotated as 60S ribosomal protein L19. Bases 1 to 3174 code for a protein of 1057 amino acids. The transcript has 3 exons. The record is from RefSeq and is a predicted model, not a curated record. NCBI's taxonomy places the organism in Eukaryota, Fungi, Ascomycota, Sordariomycetes, Hypocreales, Clavicipitaceae.
AUGAGCUCCAACAACAGCUCGUCGGCAGGGGCGUGGCCGCCUGACCUACGGUCCAAGAGGGGGGGGAAGCUGCGCAACGGCACAUUCGUCAUCCCUAGCACCGGCGAACGCUCCAGGCGCCAAUUCACCCUCCGAACGUCAGACACCAUCGCACAGGGCAGCGGCGGCAGGAGGCUGGAGCGACGAUCGUCAAUGGGACAGGCCACCGACGGCCUUCGCUGGUCAGCUCAAGUCGCAAAGACCAAGGCACAGUCCGUCUGGCAAUGGGUCAAGUCGCGCGACGGUCAUCAGGUCCUCAAGUGUACGCUGGCGUACCUCCUGGGCAGCUCUGCUACCUUCUGGCCCGCUCUCUCCGACUUCCUGGGUCAUCGAGACGGCAAGCACAUCGUUGCUACCUUGACGGUUUACUUCCACCCCGCGCGCACCGUGGGAUCCAUGCUCGAGGCCGUGUUUAUAGCCCUGAUAGCCGUGGCGUACGCUGAAAUCGUCUGUGUCUUGUCCAUGGUGGCAGGGAUUGCCUCAAGAACCAGCACUGGCUCUGUCGUCCCAGCACAUGCAGUCGUGUUGAUCGUCUUUGUCGGGGGAGGUUUAGGGUUUGUUGGCUGGGUUAAACAGAGACUGGACCAGCCUCUCGUCAACGUAGCCUCUACCCUUGCGUCCAUGGCAAUCAUCACCGUUAUUACCAAGGAGGAGUCAGUUCAGGACGGCUUCUUCUCCGGAGAUAAGAUUGUCCAGGUGAUCAAGAUGCUGUGUGUGGGCAUCAUAUUCUCCGUGGCCGUCAACUUGUUAGUUUGGCGUUUGUCGGCCCGGCGAGUCUUGCGCGAGGCCUUUGUCACUGCAUCGGUUUGCAUGGGUGAUAGACUGUCCUUCAUCACGAGGGGCUUCUUGAACGGGACUGAGGAUGAAAUCAACUCGGCAGUAUACGCUCAGGUGCGAAGCAAAUACGCUUCAACUUAUGCGGAAAUGUCCAAGAGCCUGCGAGAAGCCAAAUUAGAGCAUUGUCUUGUGGGUCGAGAGGAAAUUUACAAGUUAGACAAGCGCCUCUUCAAAGCUUUGGAGUCCGUAUAUCAGACCAUUGGUGGUUUGCGAAGCUCGCUGUCAACUCAAAUCGCCCUUUUGAACGAAGCGCCAGUACUCCCGCAAGAACCUGGUGUAUUGCCUCCCGAGGCCUCCAUCUUGUCACCAAGAUUCCGACGAAGUUCUUCGCUCAUACUCGGCGGUACCGGCGACUCCUUGUCUGUAAUUGAAGAAGAUGACGAGGAUCAGAGGCUGACACUGCUUGCGCAAUCGGAACCUACCCUCCUCAGCUCGUCUCUUUUCCGAACCCCUUCUGACAUAUUUUCGCUGUUCAUAACUAUGCUUGGCCCUUCCCUCAAGUCGCUAGCCUACACGCUCUCUGAAACGCUUCGGGAGUCGCCCUUUGGAGAUGACCCGGUGACAGAAGUUAAAGUCAACGACCAGCUUCGCGAGAGUCUACGAGACGCCAUAGACCUGUUCAACCGUGCGAAAAGUCGCGCGCUGAAGGAGCUUUACGAGACAAUCCAGCUCCAGCGCUCGUGUUCCGAAGCGACUCGGGCCGAUAUCGAAGAAGUCGCCGCAGCGUGCGGCCACUUCUCCUUCAGCCUCCAGGCAGUAGCAGAUGAAAUGGAUUCUUACCUGGACAUACUCGAAGAGCUCCAGCACGUCACUCAAUCACACACCCGCAGCUGGGAGUGGCUCAAAUUCUGGAAAAAAACGCCACAGGCGACCCUCUCCAACGACCCAGAGUGUGAAGCUCUUCUCCAGAGGAGAAAGACGACUGUUCGGGGAUUGAAGGCAUCCGCAGUACCCAAGGGCAUCCCCGAUUCUAUGAGAAAACGGCGAGACUCUUACCACUGGGAUGCAGCGCCAAGCGCAAGCACUUUCCAGCGCAAACUAUCACAGAAGGUUCUGGGCGUGAUGCGAUUUCUUGCCCGUGAAGACCUCCUGUUCGGUAUCAAGGUCGGCAUCGGCGCUGUGCUCUGGGCGCAGUUCGCCUUCAUCCCUGCCACAAGACCCAUGUACCAGCACUGGCGAGGUGAAUGGGGUCUGCUGUCGUACAUGAUCGUGGUGGGAAUGACGACUGGCGCGUCUAACACGACGUCUACAGCUCGUCUCGUCGGCACCCUCAUCGGCGCGGCAUGUGCCUGCGUGUCAUGGCUAGCCAGCCAAGGCAAUGCAUACGUCCUCGCUCUGUGCGGGUGGCUGAUGGCGCUCUGGAACUUCUACAUGAUUCUGGUUAUCAAGAACGGCCCUUCAGGCCGCAUCGCUCUGCUGGCGUACAACGUCAUUGUCCUGUACGCGUACAGCUUAUCGCAAGACGUGGACGACGACGACGACGACGAAGGCGGCACUGACCCGCUCAUCUUCGACAUUGCCUACCACAGAGUCGUGGCCGUGGUGCUAGGCAUCAUCUGGGGCAUGAUUGUCUGCAGGCUGUUGUGGCCCAUCUCCGGCCGCAAGAAGUUCAAGGAGGGCCUGUCGGUGCUGUAUCUCCAGCUGGGGUUGAUUUGGAAACGCGGGCCGCUGAGCAUUCUCCUCGAAAGCAACAACACGCAGGACUACAUGAAGGAGGGGGAGCAGGGGGCGCUCCAGCGAUACGCGUGCGUAGCGUUCAGGCUGGAAACCCUGCGCGGCUCGGCAAAGUCCGAAUUCGAGCUGCGCGGGCCCUUCCCCGACGCGGCGUACGCCCGCAUCAUGCACUCCACCAAACACAUCCUCGAUGCCUUUUACGCGAUGCGGCUCCUCACGCAGCGCCACGAGACCGUGUCCCCGGGCGAGCGUGCCCUGCUCGUCUUCACCGCCGACGAGCGCGUCCGGCUGUGCCAGCGCAUCUGCCACGUGCUGCAGGUCCUUGCUUCGUGCGUCAUGCUCGAGUACCCGCUUACUGAUGCCAUUCCGACAAUCGACUCCACAAAGGACCAGCUACUGGGUAAGAUUUACCAGUUCCGCAAACAUCACAUGCGCAGUCGGGCGCGGGACGAUGACGCGGCCGGCGAGGAGGAAGACGGCGUGUCGGUUGAGGAAAAGGACUACGCGCUGCUCUAUGCGUACAUGCUCGUGACGGCGCAGGUGGCAGAUGAGCUGAAGAAGGUGAGGGGUGAGAUUGAGGGUUUGUUUGGCGUCUUGGGCCAAGAUGAGCUGUUGUUGGAGUAG